Molecule: messenger RNA, 5817 nt
Organism: Scophthalmus maximus (turbot)
Lineage: Eukaryota; Metazoa; Chordata; Actinopteri; Pleuronectiformes; Scophthalmidae
Product: rab11 family-interacting protein 1
Exons: 6
Coding region: 428-4786 (1452 amino acids)
Biological process (GO): regulated exocytosis
Cellular component (GO): mitochondrion; secretory granule; phagocytic vesicle
Molecular function (GO): small GTPase binding
Source: RefSeq, a predicted model, not a curated record
UUUCUCUUUAAACUCUGCGGCAUCUCCCCGGCUGUGUGCGGGAGGAGGGCGGGCCGUGAACAACAAGGACCGAGCGGAUCUCGGACAGAAUCCGUUCACUGAUGCGACAUGACGCCGCGGAGCCUCGACGGAUCCUGACGCGGGUGUUUUUGCGCAGCGCCCCUAACCCGGUUUGCACCAAUUGAAUUUGCGCAUGGCACCGGGGGAAGGGCCGAGCCUGGACACUGACCUCGGGUAAACUCUCGUUGGACUUUUGGAGAGAUUCUGCAGAGGUGCGUGCGUGUGUGUGUGUGUGUUGUUUUUGCGCAGAACGGAGGGUCAGUCUGGCGCAACGUGCCCAGAUGAAGUGACGCGGCCGGCGGCCGAGCGACUCCACCGUCAUCCGGGGGACGCGUCCGCUGCGCCCCUGCGCGUUAGCGGGGCCACGAUGAUGAUGAUGUCACUGAUCGACCUGGACGACGAGCAGCGAUGGGUGCCCACGCACGUGAAUGUCACCGUGCUCCGCGCGCGCGGACUGCGCACCAAGGGCAAGCACGGCAGCCGCUACCUGUACACCGUCAUCCAGCUGGCGAAGGACAAGUUCACCACGGGGCUGGUGGAGAAGGCGGACGUGCCCGAGUGGAGCGAGGAGUGCUGCUUCGAGCUGCUGCCCGGCAUCCUGGAGGACGGCGGCCGCGGCGCGUACCCGCCGGGCAGCGGGGACCUGGUGCUCACGGUCAUGCACCGGGUGCUCAUCGGCCUGGACGUGUUCCUCGGGCAGACCGUCGUCCCCCUGGACAAGAUCUUCCACGACGGGACGUGUCCGAGAGACGAAUGGUUCAAGCUCCACUCUAAGGCGGGAAGGAAGGAGAAGGAGCGUGGCGAACUCCAGCUGACCGUCCAGUUCACCCGCAACAACAUGACAGCCAGUAUGUUCGACCUCACCAUGAAGGACAAACCGCGCUCCGCCUUUGGGAAGCUCAAGGAUCGCGUCACGGGGAGGAAGAGGGGGGACGUGGAGUCUUCGUCGGCCAUCGUGCCGGGCCGCUACGCCGCCUUGUCGGGAUCCCUGGGGCAGCCGUUUGGAGAGGAGGGCGGAGGAGGAGGAGGAGUGCUGGUGGUGGAGGCACGAGAUGCGGAGAUAGCGGGGGAGAGGAGGAGCAAGGUGAAAGAUUUCUUCAAAGGGAAGCUGCGCAAGUCGUCCGACACCAGGUCGUGCUCAUCGCUGGCUUCAGACAGUAGUCUGUCUUCCAUGGCCAGCGAUAACCCCGGCGCUCCGCCCAGUCUGGAUCUGCUGUCAGACCCCCCCAGCUCGCCCAUCUACACUAGCAAAGUGAGAGUGGACACCCACUAUGGAGAGGCAGAUUUAGCGAAAAAAGUGCUCACCAGCCAGCACACCACAAAGGUUCUCACGCACAAGCGAGCCCUGAGCGACGAAGCUAGCAAGAUCAGCACAGCCCUCCAUCGAACAAACCUCGCGGUGGAGUCGCUCAAGGGUCAGACCAUGACGCAGUCCAAGUCUUCCUUGUGCAUCAACGGAAGCCACGUCUACGACUCCGAGCCAUCGUCUCCGAGGAGCGCAGGAUCCCUCCCGUCCAAGAUGGUGCUGGAGAAAUGCUCCCCGCUCUCUCGGUCCCUGCAGAACCUCACCAGGAGAAGUGAGGACAAAGGUUCCUUCGCUGAGGGCCGCCGCUGGUCCUUUGACAAGACGAGGAAAGAGGAGAGGGAGGAAGAGAAGGGAGCUCGGGCUUCGCUCCCUCCAGAUCAGCAAGCUCAGACGGGCGGUCCCCCGACGCCGGCGGAGGUGCUGAAAGUCUCCUCUGCUGCCGAUUCGCCGGAAAAAGGCCGGAAGCUGAGAAAGUCGCUAUUCUCUGGAGGGAGGAGUGAAUCUCUCCCGGCAAAGUCAGAGCCGAACCAGGCUGCUUCAGCAUCUGAGGGGAGGCUCAGAGGCUGGUUCGGCUCCGGCGACUCGCAGAACAAGCCGAGGCUGGAAGUUUCUCCUAAGGUAGAAAGCAGCUCAGAUGUACCCCCUCCCCUCCAUCCUCACUUCCCUGCCCCGCCUCAGUGCGCCUCCCCCUCUGGUCAUGUCCCACCUGGGGACUGCAAUCAGUCUCAUCCCCUCACUCCCUCUUCCUCUCCAACCUCCACUCCCACCCCCCCCUCCAACCCUUUCCUCCCCCAUAUGCAGCGCAACCCCUUCUUUGAGGAGCUCAUGGCCGAAGAGUCACAGAGGUCCCCUCCUUUUGCACCUUGCUCCUCUUCCGGCUCGUCCCCCUUUCAUUACACCACUCUGCCCUCCCAGCCCUACCCACCCGGCCCUGCUCACAAUGUAAAUGCCGCGAAUGUGGCUUCCAUCAGGCGGGAGCGCCCCAGGUCAGUAGCUAGACAGAUAUCUCUCCCUGCAUUGUUACCCAAAGUAGGCGGACCAAACCACCCAGCCCCUCGCCCCAUGUCAGAGAGAGCAGGAGAAUGGGAUGACUUUUUCGAUGCUUUUGCCUCCAGCAGGCUCAACUCACCUAAAGGGAGUGUUCCUCAUGAACAGCUCGGAACCAGUCCAACUUCAUCUCAACGCCAUGGUUAUGCAGUUAGUAAUCAUGCAAAAGAGCUGCAGACCCGUGAAGAGCAGCCUCCACCUUUGCCUCCAAGGAGGCCUCUAAGAACUUCAGUGCAUGAGAUUUUCUCCGACGGCUGGCUGCACAGAGGUCAGCAGCUGGCUGUCCACAAAGAAGCCUACCUCCUCUCGCAGACCGGCGUGGCCUCGCUGCAACGUGGCCGAGAGGGCGACUGCAAGAGGAACAGUACAUCUCCCGACCCGAACACGAGCAGCGAGACCUCUGACUCCGUCGGCGCUCAGUCGCAGCCCUGCGCAAACGUCACGUCGCCAGGAUUUGUCUCGGAAGAAAAGCUCAAAAGGUUCAAAUAUGAACCGUUGGAGGAUGACGCCGACUGCUGGGGAGGGAUGUUGUUCGAGCAAGAUCUGUACGGACGCAUGUGUCGAGGAAACUACGGAAAACCCAACGUGAACAAUAAUCGCUUGUCGUUGAACACUGAGGAAACUGUUGUGAAUAGCAUACACGUUCAGAACUCAGGAUCUAAAAUGCUCCUUGAUAGUGAGAUCUCUGUAAAGGACCUUUCAACCACCAGCGCCCCUAUCCCAGACAUAAAGCUACUAGAUUGUACUUCUGCCUCAGUGGCGGAGGCAGUCGAGUCUAAUCCAGCUGAAACCACAUGCAUCAACAAUAACGCACCUUUCCCAUUAACGUCGGGAGACCUGAACAGAAAUGUGAAUAAGUUAGACUUUAGUUUUAUUGAUUCUGAUGGCUCCUCUCCAUCAGAGGUCGUCGAUACUCUCAAGGGCGUCGGUAGUUUAGGCGGGUUUUACCCACGGCCAACAGAAGAUUCACUGACGGCGGUUUACCACGCGGAGACCAAACCUAAGGAGAUAUUCACUCUGAGGGACACCUACAUUCCCGAGACGAACUCUUCAUACGAAAUAACCGCCUCAUCGAGUAAACGGUGCAAAGUGUCUCCAGUUUGCACAGACCGCUGCCAGGACAACUGUCAAUGUGAGCUGAGCUCCAGGGUAAACGGCAGAGAGGUCGCGGCAUUGUCAAAUCAAACGCCCAAACCGUCCGAUCUUGAAACCGCCACCAGAGCAGAUAAAACAAGCGGUAGCAAUGAUUUUAAAAGGACACAAGAGGACUUUGAUGAUAACGGCAACCCACAAGCUAAACAGGCGGCACUCAAGCAGACGGAGUUGUUCUCCGGGGUGGUUAGCGCACGUUUUAGACCCAAAGGAGUGUCCCGACAGAACAGCCAGAGCAAAGGCGGAGACAAAGAGUUUGAGCAGUUGUUGUCCCUCGUGCAAAACAUUUCAGACGACGUACCGUUGUCGUACCAGCCCACUCAAUCGCCCUCACCGGCAUUAGAUAAACCGACAGACUUGAGAGUAGACAGCGGCAAUACGAGGUCACGAAUACCUUCGAAGGACCGCACAAGGUCGCUCCUGACGAAAUUCUGCUUAACAGGAAAACCCCCCGAGAUCAGUUUUGAAGACCUCCACGCUAAAGUGGCCCCAAACCCCAGAUCCCCGCCUGAGUCAAAGAUUGAGAGAUCUUUGCAAGAGCCUGAACCCCCUUCUCCCGCCACGCCCUCUGCGCCGUCCCUGUCGGCAGACGCGCAGGCUCAGCUCCAUCCCGCCCCUGUCUGUUGCCCCUCGAUACAUCCCUCGAGCACGGGGCCCAGUGCCGGGGCCAGCACCACUGUGGUUGUGGCCCCCUACACCUCCUCCUCCUCCUCCUCCUCCUCCUCCACCACCUCCACCACUGACCAGCCCCUGGUCGCUGCACGGCACACACUUUUGCCUGAGGAGACACAGCCAGCUAGCAACCUGCCCCGUCAGGAGAGCAGACCUCACCCAGUGAAGCCAUUAACUUCCAGCCAAUCGGAGAAGAGAGACGGCCGCUCGGUCCUGGAGAAGCUCAAGUCUACAAUCCACCCGGGACGUGCCACCCAGCCGGCCGUGGCGGAGGCUGAGAGGAGUCAGGAGGUGAGUGCGGACACCUCGGCUCAGUACCAGCACCUGACCAACAUGGAGCUGAUCUCCCUGCUGCUGCAGCAGGAGAUGGACAUGCAGAAGCAGCAGGCGGCCUCCGAGCAGCAGGAGGCGCAGCUGGGGAAAUGUGAGGCCGAGCUGAAGAAGGUCAAGGCACAGGUACGGGACCUGGAGGACUACAUCGAUAAUCUCCUGCUGCGGAUCAUGGAGCAGACGCCCACGCUGCUCCAAGUGCGAAACAGACACAAGUGAGCGCAGAGGCAGCGGCGUGUGCGCGGUGAACUGCACACGACGUGUGAUCGUCAAGAAUUCAGUUUCCCCAGUGAAAGGGUUGGAAACAGGGUCAUUGUCGAAGAUUGGGAAUCUUGGUUCUAGAGUCGAUCACAGUCAAACAAAUGCUCCACAAAUCAUCCAGGUCUUCUCACUGCUAAUACUGCCCUGUUGAUGUAGACGCCAUAUUACCCAACAUGCAUGCUGGUUACUACUGUAUCUCAAAUUGGCACGGACGAAGAGAAUUGCUUGAAUCGGAGCAAAUGCAAAUUAUUAUUUUACCCAUGCUUACUAGAAUAUUUAAGGUAGCCAGCUUUCGUUGAAGCUGCUUUCACAUAAUAGAUACUAUCAAGAGAAAAAAACUUUUUCUUGGGAAGUGCAUCAAAUGUGCUCUUCAGGGAUUUAAAAAUUCACUGCUGGUAAAACAGGAGGUCAGUUCCAGUUAAUAAAGCAGCCUUUGAGGCGCGAAAACAACAUUUUGACACAAGAUUUUAAUCUCAUCCAGUUUCACGAGAUGCCAAGUGCACAAAGGUUAACUUGACCUAAUUACAUAUUUAGUAGAAUUUAGCAAAUGGUACAAAAAGAAUGCAUCAUAAACUGCUGCUCUGCAAUACCAAAAUUAACAUUGCUGUAUGAUAAAAACAAUAUUCAUGUUUGUGCUAGCAAAGGCUAAAGAGGAUGAAGAUUUAUUGUUUGCAUCUUUUGUUUUGUUUUCAUUUUUUCUCAGUUUCUUAAAUUUUUAUUUUCUUGUUACACUAAAACUAAGAGAACGUUUUAAUAUAUUUUAUGUUUUUUAUCCAUUCUGCCAUUUUGCUUUGUUGAAAAAGCAGCAUAUUACCACAAAAUAAAUACCAAAUCAUCAUUGUAGUUAAUAAGAAUUAAGUUAUUUCUAUCAAAUACUUUAAUGAUAAUAUAUUCUCUAACACCACUCCAGUACCACUGUAGCUACUUGCAAUGCUUUAGAUGACCGCAGUACUGUACUGUGAUAAAAAUAAAAGUGCACAUGAAUCAGU